This is a messenger RNA of Mesitornis unicolor (brown roatelo), 1171 nucleotides long. RefSeq names its product TAF5-like RNA polymerase II, p300/CBP-associated factor (PCAF)-associated factor, 65kDa (gene TAF5L). Gene Ontology annotation, molecular function: transcription coactivator activity; protein binding. Gene Ontology annotation, biological process: regulation of DNA-templated transcription. Bases 53 to 1171 code for a protein of 372 amino acids. The record is from RefSeq and is a predicted model, not a curated record. Lineage: Eukaryota; Metazoa; Chordata; Aves; Mesitornithiformes; Mesitornithidae. Gene Ontology annotation, cellular component: histone acetyltransferase complex; nuclear protein-containing complex. The transcript is spliced from 3 exons.
AUGAAAAUAGUGAGCCAUUUGUCUUCUAUCAGUCUUAAAGCAGCUGUGGUGUAUGUUGAUCUUGCUGUAUAGCUGCACAGUAAGAGUCUCAUCAUCUCUCUUUUCUUUGGAGGUCAUGAAACGCGUACGCACAGAACAGAUUCAGAUGGCAGUGUCCUGCUACCUCAAGCGCCGUCAGUACGUGGACUCGGAAGGUCCCCUAAAACAAGGGCUGAGGCUGUGUCAGACUGCUGAAGAGAUGGCAGCUAAUCUCACAGUCCAAUCUGAAUCUGGUUGUGCCAACGUUGUGUCUGCAGCUCCCUGCCUGGCAGAGCCACAGCAAUACGAAGUACAAUUCGGACGAUUACGCAAUUUUCUCACAGAUUCAGAUUCUCAGCACAGCCAUGAAGUGAUGCCUCUUCUGUAUCCCCUCUUCGUCUACCUCCACCUGAACAUGGUCCAGAAUGGCCUAAAAAGCACAGUGGACAGUUUUUACAGCCGCUUCCAUGGCAUGUUCUUGCAGAAUGCCAGCCAGAAGGAUAUCAUUGAGCAGUUGCAGACUACCAUGACUAUUCAAGAUAUCCUUUCCAACUUGAAGCUCCGGGCUUUUCUGGACAACAAGUACGUCAUCCGCCUUCAAGAGGACAGCUACAACUACCUUCUUCGCUACCUCCAAAGUGACAACAACAACGCCCUGUGCAAAGUCCUGACCUUGCACAUUCACCUGGAUGUGCAGCCCGCCAAGAGGACCGACUACCAGCUCUACGCCGGCGGGAGCCACUCGCGCAACGAAAGCAACGGCCUGGAGCCCAGCGAGGUGCCGGCCUCCAUCCUGCAGAACGAGGCGGCGCUGGAUUUACUGCAGGACAGCAUUAAACGCGUCAAGGACGGGCCCCCUUCCCUAACGACCAUCUGUUUCUAUGCCUUCUACAACACAGAGCAGUUGCUGAACACAGCAGAGAUUUCACCAAAUAGCAAGCUGCUCGCUGCUGGGUUCGAUAAUUCGGCUGUGAAGCUGUGGAGCCUGCGUUCCAGGAAGUUAAAAUCUGAGCCCCACCUCGUUGAUGUGUCCCACAUCCGCCUGGCUUGUGACAUCCUGGAUGAGGAGGUCUGGACACCCUUUUUUUCUCCCCCUACCCUUUCUACUGAGGUAUUUUGGGCGUGCAUUGUGGAGUAUCUAGUGAAGUCUUAA